AUGUUUUCUUCCCGAGUUUUUCUGACUAGCCUCUCUUUGUUUCUCACUGUCGGGUUGGCCAAUUUUGCCGCAGUAGAGGCUUCAACCAAUGCGUAUGCCCCGGUUACCACGACGUGCCCAACGACCACUUUGCUCAGAUCAGCUACGGGGUUAAAUAGCGAAGAGGCACAGUAUCGAGAAAAUCGAAAGAAAUUGGCGGAUGGUGCAUUGAAGAGAUGGCUUUCCAAGACUAGUACCGGCUUCCAAACUGAAGACGUAGAAUUACCUACGAUUGCCCUUGCAACAAGCGGCGGUAGUUAUAGGGCCCUGCUUACGGGCGCUGGUAUUAUCCAAGCCCUUGACGAACGUGACAGCAAUGUCAGCACCAGUGGGCUCUUCCAGGCCAUCACUUACCAAAGUGGUCUCUCUGGUGGUAGUUGGUUGUUACCAUCAUUUGCAGGAAACAACUGGCCAACAAUAACUCUACUCAAGGACAGCUUUUGGCUAGAUAGCUUUUCAAAUGGUCUUUUGGCCCCACAAAACUUGUCGCUGGUGGAUGUAUACAACCAGGUUAUUCAAGAUUUGCUUGCGAAAUCUGCCGCUGGAUAUGAACCGACCCUAACUGACUCUUGGGGCCGUCUCCUCUCAUAUCAGCUUUUCCCAGGUCCGGACUACGGUAGAGGAUUGGAGAUGUCUGCCCUCGUUUCACUUUCUAAUUUUACGAACUGCAUGGUUCCAUUUCCGAUCAUAACAGCGCUUGGUGUGAAAACCUGGGAGGGUCAAUGUAUGCCAGGGCCAAACGCCACUCAAUACGAGUUUACCCCAAUUGAAUUCGGUUCGUGGGAUAAUGAUGUCAGUGGGUUUGCCGAUUUAAAGUAUUUGGGAACAUCCAUGUCCGACGGCAAACCUGUGGCCGAGGAUAAAUGUACAACCAACUUUGAUAAUCUGGGAUUCGUCCUGGGUACUUCGUCAAAUCUUUUCAACUAUCUCUGCGUGUCGGCACCACAGAAUGCGUACGACUUUCUUACUCCAGAGAUUAUAUCAACGUUGGAAGAUCUCUUAGAUGACGUGCAUCAACAAACGUUCCGCGACGAGUACGCAGUAUACCCUAACCCCUUCCGUAAUUGGAACUCUUCCACUGGGAUAUUCAACGAUGCAAAUCCGGUUUCCAAUCAGGAAGAGCUGUAUAUUGUUGAUGGCGGAGAUGCGCUACAAAGCAAUCCCAUAUGGCCGAUGUUGCAACCCGAACGCGGAGUUGAUGUGCUGCUCGUGAACGACAACGCUGCAGAUACGAAAACAAACUAUCCCAAUGGGUCUGAGAUCUUGAUGACAUACGUGGAAUCAUUCAACCAGAAUCUCACACGCAUGCCGUAUAUUCCUUCGAUGGAAAUAUUCUUAGAUGAAGGGCUCAACACGCGAGCUACCUUUUUUGGCUGUGAUGAUGCGGAUAAAAUUACAAUUGUCUACUUGCCAAACUACAACUUUACCUAUCCCAGUGGUCAAUGGACAUAUAAACUGGAAUAUACCCGUGAUGAGACAAAUGGAAUGAUUAAUAAUGGUAUGGCUGUGGCUACUCAAAAUGACACUGAUGAAGGAUGGGGGACUUGUAUCGGCUGUGCUAUUAUGGGGAAGGCUGGAGCUGGGUUGCCAGCAGAGUGUGAUGCUUGCUUUCAAAAGUAUUGCUAUCGCUCUUAG
Messenger RNA from Talaromyces proteolyticus, 1674 nucleotides. RefSeq names its product lysophospholipase. Lineage: Eukaryota; Fungi; Ascomycota; Eurotiomycetes; Eurotiales; Trichocomaceae. Gene Ontology annotation, biological process: glycerophospholipid catabolic process. Gene Ontology annotation, cellular component: cytosol; intracellular membrane-bounded organelle. The transcript has 2 exons. Gene Ontology annotation, molecular function: A2-type glycerophospholipase activity. Bases 1 to 1674 code for a protein of 557 amino acids. The record is from RefSeq and is a predicted model, not a curated record.